GAGAAAAUGGCGACUCGAACGUAACGAGCGAUGUUCCCGAACACUUUUCCUAUGUGAUCGUUUUGGACAAUGACAACGAGACUCUCGUAAGUUCGAAACGCCGUCGUUCCGUUCGUUUUUCUUUGUGAAUUCUCGAUAUCUCGUGAAACAAACGGAAGUUAUCUCGAAGCUUCGCAGAGAUCUGCCUGUCAUCUGCCAAAUACGUCGAAGUAUCAGAAGUAACUUGAAAGUGAAACUACAGGCGACGUUCGCAUUGGAAGCAAAAUGAAGCUCGCAGCAGUCCUUCUGCUAGCCUUCAUUUCAGCUGUCGUUUCUUCACCCAGCAGCACUCCGUCUGCCAAAAUCGACGAGAUUCGUCUCAUCGAAUCAUCGUCACGCAAGGCCCCGACUCUCGGGAAGGAUGAAUCUUAUUCAACCUCGCCAGCAGCAGUUGCUCGAUCGUCAGACGAAACCGCGUCUCGUGCGAACGAGAGGUUAACGUCGAAAUCGCAGCUGCACGAUGAUCCACUUCUGUCGGAUCAUGCGAAACCCAUCUUAAACCCCAAGGAGCUGCUCCUGCAAGAAAUCCACACUUUGGAUGAAGAAUUCCCUAACGAAAAGACUCAAGAAGAAGUCGCGAGGACGUUGAAGGCGGAAGCUCGAAGGAUCAGGCCACUGAUCGCAUCGUCGAGCGCCAGACCGUCAUCCGCGAACGUAAUCGACGAUAUUAUCUCAACCACGGAGGACAGUGUCAUAAAGAAGCUGCUGGAAGCCGAGGAUGCCCCCUACGAAGAUGACUUGAACGAGGACGAAGAGGACGAGAGCGACAGCGACAGCAACAGCGACUACGACGACGAGAUCAACGAUGACGAGGAAGUGAUGACCCAGUGCCCAGACUACUGCAGAUGCGCUGGAGAGUACGCAGCUGUGACAACUGCAACAUGUACCAAGCUCGUGGACGAGCAAUCAUUCAGCACUGGCAUUGCCCAUUUGCGACUGGACAAUGCCGAACAAAUCAGUCUGGGCCCCCAUGCGCUCCGAUCCCGAGGUCUUCAGCGCCUGGAGUCCAUCACCAUCACCGACACGAAGAUCGUCGAGUUGAACCAAACCGCUUUCAACGACGUUACGUACCUAUUCGCUGUCAACUUGACGCGCAACGGCCUCCAAGAGAUCCCGCAGCACAUUUUCCAAAACAACACCCAGCUGAACUUGCUCGCCAUCUCUGGGAACCCCCUGAAGCACACGCAGGACUCCAAAACGGCGAAGCACGGUUUAUUCGACGCCCCGUCCGUCACCGAGUUUUACUUCACCUCCAAUGGCCUGACGAAGCUAAAACGCACAGCGUUCGCCAGAAUGCCGAGUCUUAUCUACGUGAACCUGAAGAACAACAAGCUGAGGGAAAUCGACGCGGCGGCUUUCAGAGGAUUGGAAUCGUUGGAAGAGGUGGAUCUUUCCAAUAACUUCCUGACUGAGAUUUCCGUGGAUAUGUUUUACAAGAACGGGCUGCAGACUCUUCGUGUCGCUGGUAACAAUUUGACCACCCUGAGCACCAUACAAGCCCCGAAACUGCAAGCACUGGACGCGUCCAGGAACAAGAUCAAAGUAAUCGCGAAAGACGAUCUGUCUGGCAUGCCACUGCUGGAUCAACUGGUAGUCGCCUCCAACGGUCUGAAGAAGAUCCACCAGCACGCAUUUGCCGACUUGGAUCAGCUCACCCACCUCGACGUCAGCGACAACAAGUUAACUUCUUGGUCGGAGCAUCACUUGAGAACGAAUCCAAGACUGCAAGUUUUGUUAAUGAGCGACAACCCCGAACUAGAAACGUUGCCAAUUUUCAAGACUAUCGAUACCAUCGAGUACGAAACCUUCAGCAUCUAUCGUUUCGAGUGCGCAAAUUGCGGCUUGGAUUACCUAGAGAACGACACGUUCAAGGCCAUGCCAGCGAUCACGUGGCUGAAUCUUUCAAGGAAUCGUCUAACUGGUCUGCCAGCUGGACUCCUGAAGGGCCUCUCUUCUCUGCGAGUUCUCGAUCUUUCCGAUAACAUUAUCAACACCUUGGAGAACAACAUGUUCGUUGGCGCUACCAAUCUGGUGAAACUCAGCCUCGCUGGUAAUCCAUUGGUCACGUUACAAGUCUCCCCGUUCCUGUCGGCUCCUGGCCUUACCAAACUCGACGUGAGCAGAUGCGAGUUGGAGAGGGUUUGGAGCGAAGCUAGAAUCCCGUUGACCAGUUUGCGGACCCUCUCUGUUCGCGAGAACUAUCUUCAACGAAUCACCGUGGAGGAAUUGAAAGCAACGCCAAAACUUGUCAACCUAGACUUGUCGCAUAAUCCUCUGAACUGCGAUAGCGAAUUCAACGAGGCUAUACAAUGGCUCACCGACCGCGGUGUAUCUCCAAUGGAAACCUCGAGACACGUUAAUAACUACGGUAACAACAACAACGACCACGAUACCGACGGCGUCAGCCAGUGGACCGAUCUGGCGAAAAUAGUCUGCGAAGGCAUCAACGAUGGACCACCAGACAGAUCGAUUCGUCCGAAACAAAAGAACAUCCUCGACGGACUCUACACCUCCGAAGACUCUGAUCCUCUAUUAAGACCCGAUUAUGGCGAAAACGAGAAUCCAUUCCCUCUGGAAAUCGAUCACGGCAUAAAAUCGAACGAAGAGAUCGAAAAAGCCCUGACAGCCCAAGACCAUGAAUACGAAGAUUUCAUCGUCGCGACUAACAUGGAGUACCAGCCGUGGUAUACCAGCGCUGUUUGGCCCGUGAUAAUCGUGAUCAUCAUAAUGUUAAUGCUCCUCAUGUUGAUGGUCCACAUCGGUAUCUACUUGGCGAGACGAAAAGGUCGUAGCCCUGUAAUCAGGCCGCCCAUGAUACUACGUCCUGGACGACUGGACAACAAGAACUGCGGUUUGGUCUACAAGCCUCUUCAGGAAGAAAUCGCCACUCCCCACGCCCCGAAGAGGGGUAGCUUUUAUUCCAGCAGCACAUUCCACUACGAUAAAAUCGUUCCAGAGAGCGUUUAGAGCGCGCUGUAGUUACAAGUGCCUGACGGUAGACUCUAUUCUAUCUUAUAAGGGCAUUGAUAACAAGGGGUGGGGGGGGGAAUUGUCGAAGAGAUAUUUUGUAUAAAUUGGCAGGCUGAGCGGUCCACGGAAAUGACCGACACAAAUUUUACUAUAAACUUUGCCAACUCAAACUUUGGCGUUACAAUUACGUGAAUAUUUGUAUAAUUGCAAUGAUUCCUUCGUUGGAUUCGCCAUUGCCAACUCGAAUACAUGUUUGCCUUAAAAGUGUGGCCACGCGUCAAGGGGUUAACUAGCGAUCCGCUUUCGUUAAAAAGAAAACUCGAUUUUUAAAAAAAGCCAGGCAAGAGCGUAAGAUUUUUAUAGCGGUGAAAUAUACUUAAAUGAUGAAUCGUAACGAUGAGUAGGUAGUUUCUUUUUCAAAUGUAAUUAAAAGAGCAUCAUGGGAAUCGGGCUGCUUUGCGUAUUAUUUUAUCUGCAAGAUUUAAUUAAUCAUUUUUAACAGUGUCUUGAGAAUAGAGACGGAAAUUACAAAACUUUCUCUGCGAAAUUCGUUCUGGUGGGCAGUCCAGUUUUUUUUUUGGAAAAGAACGGGAACGGAUUCACAAUAAUUUAAUCGUAUUUGUAUAUUUAAUUAAUGAUACAUAAUUAUAUACCUCUAUUGUAAUGUUGUUUUUUUGGGGGGGGGAGACGAUAGUAGGAUUAUUAUUCCGGAUACGAGAUACGUAAAAAAUUCUAAACAGGGUUUGAAAAGUAGACAAAAAUAUAUGUAUACAUAUAUUUCCACUCGUGUGUGUGUGUAUAUAUAUAUAUGUUUUCAUAUGAAUUAUAAUGUAAGACUUGCGACUUCUAAUUGCAGUGAUUAAGUUCCAUGAUGAUACAAGUAUUUACGAAUAAAUACCGCAUAUAGUACUAAGGAAACUAACGUCUCAUAGUAUGUUUAUAUUAUUCUACAUGCUGUAAAUAAUGUAUAACGUUUUAAUAAAAUUUUGACUAUAAUAAGA
Molecule: messenger RNA, 4010 nt
Organism: Hylaeus volcanicus
Lineage: Eukaryota; Metazoa; Arthropoda; Insecta; Hymenoptera; Colletidae
Gene: Gp150
Exons: 9
Coding region: 265-3006 (913 amino acids)
Molecular function (GO): protein binding
Source: RefSeq, a predicted model, not a curated record